Guillardia theta CCMP2712 is the source of this 917-nucleotide messenger RNA. RefSeq lists its product as hypothetical. Gene Ontology annotation, cellular component: cytoplasm. NCBI's taxonomy places the organism in Eukaryota, Cryptophyceae, Pyrenomonadales, Geminigeraceae. Bases 135 to 917 code for a protein of 260 amino acids. The transcript is spliced from 13 exons. The record is from RefSeq and is a predicted model, not a curated record. Gene Ontology annotation, molecular function: protein-L-isoaspartate (D-aspartate) O-methyltransferase activity. Gene Ontology annotation, biological process: protein modification process.
AGUUGAGUAUCCAGUGACAGACCUUAUUAGUUUCCAAAAUCACGAAAAUUCUUCCUUUUUUCGUUUCUGCAAUCUCCUGGAGCACCUUGCAGAGAACAUCCUCGUACCCGUCGAAGUUGAAGCUCUCAACAAGCAUGGCAUGGUCUUGUAGCAGCUCCAGCAACAAGGGACUUGUUUCGAACCUUGAGAAUGCGAGGAUAUUCCAAAACUCGCGAGUCCGUGAGGCAAUGUUGGGCGUGGACCGAAAGCACUAUUGCCCGAGGAAUCCUUAUCAAGAUUCUCCUCAGCUGAUCGGAUACAAUGUCACUAUCAGUGCUCCCCACAUGCAUGCUAUGUGCCUGGAUGCGCUAGCAGAUCAUCUCAAACCAGGAUCAAAGGCUCUGGACGUGGGGAGUGGCACAGGCUACCUGACCGCCUGCAUGGCGAUCAUGGUUGGGUUCUCAGGCAAGGCUGUCGGGGUGGAGCAUGUGCCUCAACUUGUCCAGCAAUCAAUCUCAAAUAUCAAAGCAGAUGGCAAAGAAUAUCUCCUUGACUCAAAAUCCUUGAUAAUGAUAGAGGGGGACGGACGGAAAGGCAUUGCUGAACAUGGCCCAUAUGACGCAAUACACGUCGGAGCUGCAGCCCCUACUAUUCCUCAGUCUCUCAUCGACCAGCUCAAGCCAGGAGGCAGGCUUAUCAUUCCCGUCGGCAACAUUAUGCAAGAGCUCCUGCAGGUGGACAAGAGCUUGGACGGAAACAUCAAGCAGAAAAGCAUUACAUCCGUUCGCUACGUCCCUCUCAGUGAGUUGCUUGAUUCGUGUUGCGCUGUCUCAAACCUGUACAAGCUGAUCUCAAGGAUCAAGUGGGCAAUUGAACAAGACAAGAUUCGAAACCACAUGUUCCAUACAUGUAGUGUGAUAAGCUCAUCAUACACGUAA